Messenger RNA from Calidris pugnax (ruff), 561 nucleotides. Its product is annotated as insulin-like growth factor 1 receptor. Gene Ontology annotation, molecular function: ATP binding; insulin receptor substrate binding; insulin receptor activity. Gene Ontology annotation, cellular component: insulin receptor complex; axon. Bases 1 to 561 code for a protein of 186 amino acids. The record is from RefSeq and is a predicted model, not a curated record. Gene Ontology annotation, biological process: positive regulation of MAPK cascade; protein phosphorylation; glucose homeostasis. NCBI's taxonomy places the organism in Eukaryota, Metazoa, Chordata, Aves, Charadriiformes, Scolopacidae. The transcript has 4 exons.
AUGACCCAUGGCCACCUGCUCCCGGCAGCCGAGGAGGAAUCCGGCAGCUUCUACGUCCUGCUCACCGUCACGCCCGUGGUCCUCAUGGUCCUCAUCUCCUGCCUUGCCGUCUUCGUCUUCUUCUACAACAAGAAGAGGAGCAACGAUGGGUAUCCCAGUGGGACGCUCUACACCUCCGUCAACCCCGAGUACUUCAGUGCCUCGGACAUGUACAUCCCUGAUGAGUGGGAGGUGCCGCGGGAGAAGAUCACGGUGAUCCGGGAGCUGGGGCAGGGCUCCUUCGGGAUGGUGUACGAGGGGCUGGCGCUGGGGCUGGUGGCCGAGGGUGAGGAGACCAAGGUGGCCCUGAAGACGGUCAACGAGUUGGCCACCAAGCGGGAGCGCAUCGAGUUCCUCAACGAAGCCUCUGUCAUGAAAGCCUUCAAGUGCCACCAUGUGGUCCGUCUUCUUGGCGUCGUGUCCCAGGGCCAGCCAGCUUUGGUCAUCAUGGAGCUGAUGACGCGGGGGGACCUGAAGGGAGGAAGGCAGGCUGAGAACGUGCUGAACUCAAGGCACAGAUGA